This is a messenger RNA of Bactrocera oleae (olive fruit fly), 9485 nucleotides long. RefSeq names its product roundabout 3 (gene robo3). The record is from RefSeq and is a predicted model, not a curated record. Gene Ontology annotation, molecular function: protein binding. Gene Ontology annotation, biological process: cell-cell adhesion. NCBI's taxonomy places the organism in Eukaryota, Metazoa, Arthropoda, Insecta, Diptera, Tephritidae.
UGAGCUUUGGUUAUCGUGCGAAAAGGCCGCAACUACGGUUGUUGUACGUCGUAAAUGUUGGAAUUUUUUUCACGCAAACUGUUGAUAAUAAAACUAUACAAAGUGUGUUAGGAACAAUACUGUGUCAGAAAUGGCUGAAAUUAUGACUAAAAACGAGUUUGAUUUUAACUUAGAGUUGUAAAAACUGUGCCGCCACUAACGGUAGUUAAGUGUGAGUUUUUUAAAUUUUUCUUUAGCCGGCAGCGCUGGCCGUUAAAGCGGCUAACUGGCGCUGACAAAGACAGUGCGCUGAAAAAUGUUCAAGCGGUGAAGCACUUUUAAAUUGGCUGUAACUUAAAUUUUUUCGUGUGUGCGCGUAAUGACUUUUCCGUUGCCUACAUUUAGGCACUUAACCCAACAACAGCCGCAAUCUAAGCCGCCUACAACAACCUGCUGUUGCUGUUAAGCGCUUGUUCCGGUCGCGUUCCUUGCGCUAAACCUCCGCGCUGUUCCGUCAACACAUUAAUAUUGCAGUCGUUUGCUGCGUCACGCCGUCAUGCCGCCAACAUUUGUUUAUCAUUGACGCCGUUACUCGCUAAUUGCUGUGAUUCGUUGUUGUUGCAAUCGCUGCUGCGCCGCUCAAGGCUCGUUAGUCGCGGCUGUCUGGCUUGGAUGCUUACUAACACAAAUCCAUUUUGGGUUAAGUGCGACAAUUAAUUUUUGUUGUAAUUAUCGGCGACGUAGUUGGCAGGCGUUAAAACUGUCUAAUUGAAUUGAAUUGUGGACGCAAACGAAUUUGUCGUGAGAGCGCUACGUGUUUGUGUGUGUGCCCGUGUCUAUUAGUGUUACUUGAAACACUUGUGAGUGUUAGCGGUGCUCAGUGUAAGGCUUGACUGAAAUUGUAACGCCUUGAAGCAGGCUAUACUUUAUGACGGUGUGUGGUUUUGCUUGCUGUAAGCGGUUUUAUGUGUGAUUUUUUUUUUUGAAUUUGUUUAAAAAAAUGGCUUUGUAAAAAAUAAAUUUUAAAGAAAUGUUAAGAAAAAAAUUUGCAAACACACUUUUUCGCUUACUGCUUAAAAAAUAAGUUGCUAACUCAAAAUUUCUUUUAUCAAAUAUUGAUUUGUACAUUUUGUGUAUUAAAUAUAUUAAAAAAUAAAAUAAAAAAUAUAGUUUUAAAGUAUAGAGUUCUUGGUGACUUAGCAAGUGUUGAAGAAUUCUAUGACAAAAUGCAAAAAUAUAUAAGAUUUAAUAUCUUCAAAAAAAUUACGCGCAGACUUAUUAAAAAUACAAAAUUUGUAAAAAAUGUUUAUAAGGUGCUUUAAAUUUUUUGAAAAGAUAUGCUAAACUGAAAAUUAGAGACGUAUUUAAAAGAAAUAAAAAAAAAUUUAAAACUUAUUUUGUUUUAAAAAAAACUGAAACAAGCAUAAAUAUAAUGGCAUUAUCAUGCGAAAAAAAAAACCUAAAAAUAAAUAAAAAACACUAAAUAUUUGGAAAUACAUAACAGUUUCCAAAAUUCGACAUACUAAAGUCCAAAAAAAUGUUUGUUGCAAAGUUUGCUCCAAAAAACAACGAAAUAAACACAAUAAAAUUAAUUUAAAAUUAAAUUUUAGCCACAAACAUUUCUAAACUAAGCAAUUGAAGAAUAUAAAGAAUACAAAAAUUGACAUCCCCGCAAAUAAAAUGCUGCUGCUUGGCCUCUUCAGCCACCUGCUAAGCAGUGGCAAGUUCUGGACGACGCGGCGCCCAAACGCCAGUCAACACAUGGAUAUACGAUUUGUCUUCGUUAUAUUUUUUCUGCUUAAAUGGUCGCAUGCACAAGGUUCACAUCCGCCACGAAUAGUCGAGCAUCCGAUAGAUACGACGGUGCCGCGGCAUGAACCGGCGACACUUAAUUGCAAAGCAGAGGGCUCACCAACGCCCACAAUACAAUGGUUUAAGGAUGGUGUGCCGCUGAAAAUACUGCCCGGAUCCCACAGGAUUACGCUGCCGGCAGGUGGCUUAUUUUUUCUCAAGGUUGUAAAUUCGCGUCGCGAAACGGAUGCUGGCGUCUACUGGUGUGAGGCGAAAAACGAGUUGGGUGUGGCGAGAAGUCGAAAUGCGACGCUGCAAGUUGCCGUGCUACGCGACGAAUUCCGUCUGGAGCCGCAAAAUACACGCAUAGCACAGGGUGACACAGCGCUACUGGAAUGUGCCGCACCACGUGGCAUCCCCGAACCAACGGUGUCAUGGAAGAAAGGUGGCCAGAAAUUGGAUUUGGAUAGCAUGAAGCGUAUACGCAUUGUCGACGGUGGCAACUUAGCCAUACAGGAUGCACGUCAAAGUGAUGAGGGUCAAUAUCAAUGCAUUGCCAAGAAUCCUGUGGGCGUGCGGGAAUCUGUGUUGGCGACGCUCAAGGUGCAUGUGAAACCAUUUAUCAUACGUGGCCCACAUGAUCAAACAGUAUUGGAGGGCUCAUCGGUGACGUUUCCUUGUCGCGUUGGCGGUGAUCCAAUGCCAGAUGUUUUAUGGUUGCGCACAGCAUCCGGCGGAAAUAUGCCAUUGGAUCGCGUAAGUGUGCUCGAGGACCGCAGCUUGCGUCUAGAGCGUGUGACAAUCGCAGAUGAAGGUGAAUACAGUUGUGAAGCGGAUAAUGUGGUCGGUGCGAUCUCCGCCAUGGGCACGCUGACGGUGUUUGCACCACCCAAGUUCAUACAGCGUCCAAUAAGCAAAUCCAUCGAACUGGGCGCCGAUACUUCGUUCGAAUGCCGGGCAAGUGGCAAUCCGCGUCCCACACUUUUCUGGACCAUUAAAAAUAACCGCACAAUCGUAUUUCCGGGCGCGCCACCACUAGAUCGAUUUCAAAGCAUUAACACCGAGGAGGGUCACUCAAUAUUGACACUGACGAAUUUCCAACGCACCGACCGCGAUUUGGUUGUGGUUUGUAAUGCCAUGAAUGAGGUUGCAACAAUAACGGCACGCGCACAGCUAACACUAGACUCGCAAGAGGACCGCCCACCGCCCAUUAUAAUUGCUGGGCCGGUUAAUCAGACGCUACCCGUCAAAUCAUUAGCCACAUUACAGUGUAAGGCUAUUGGAUUGCCGAAUCCAACUAUUUCCUGGUAUCGCGACGGCAUACCCGUGCAUCCGAAUGCUAAAGUGAACAUUACAGCGGCCGGUGAUUUGGUAAUUUCCGAUUUGGACCGCAAAGAAGAUCAGGGUUUGUACACAUGUGUAGCGAGCAGUCGCACGGGCAAGUCCACAUGGAGCGGUUAUCUGCGCAUCGAAGUGCCCACCAAUCCGAAUAUUAAAUUCUAUCGUGCACCCGAACAAACCAAAUGUCCCAAUGCACCCGGUCAACCCACCAUAUUGAAUGCAUCCGCCAAUGCGCUCACUAUUGUCUGGCCGACAAGCGACAAGGCGGGCGCCUCACCACUACUCGGCUACACGGUCGAGAUGUAUUCAACGAAUAAAAGUAAGACGUGGAUACCGAUAGCGGCACGCUUGAAUGAACCCAUUUUCACGGUUGAAGGCCUUAGUGGCGGUGCGGCGUAUAUGUUUAUUGUGCGCGCUGAGAAUGCACACGGUUUCUCGCCGCCCAGCCCCAUUUCGGAGCCAAUUACGGCGGGCAAAUUACUCGGUGCCGGCGAUGGCGGCGUUGGUGGUGGUGUCGGCAAAAGCGGUACAUCCACAUCGGAGUUGCUGCUCAAUGAAGCGGAAGCUGUGCUGCAAAGCAACGACUUGGUCGAGCUACUCGAGGCCAAUGCCACCGAUUCGACGACGGUACGUCUCGCUUGGGACAUUGACAGCGGUCAGUAUAUUGAGGGUUUCUACAUAUACGCCCGUGAACUACACUCGGCCGAAUACAAAAUGAUGACCAUAUUGAAUGCGGGUAGCGGCGCAUCGGCGUGCACUGUCAAUGGACUGGAUAAGGCAAGCAUGUAUGAGUUUUUUCUUGUGCCAUUUUUCAAGAGCAUCGUAGGCAAACCGUCCAAUUCGAAACGUGUGCGCACCAUGGAAGAUGUGCCCGAAUCGCCACCGCAUGCCAUGGAGGCCAUACAAUUCAAUCGUACAUCGGUGUUCCUCAAAUGGCAGCCGCCCUAUCCGAAUAAGACACGAAAUGGUAUUUUAACCAACUACAACGUGCUGGUAAAGGGUCUGGACUCGCACAAUACGACACGCAUUUUCAAAAAUAUGACCAUCGAUGCCGGCUCACCGACAUUGCUGUUGGCCAACCUCAGCACCGGCGUUACAUAUUACAUUUCCGUUGCGGCAGCCACCAAGGUGGGUGUGGGCCCAUUCAGCAAGCCGGCUGUGCUGCGCAUGGAUCCACGCACACAAUCGCUCGACACCGGUUACACUAGGUAUCCCAUCAAUCGCGACAUUGCUGAUGAUUUUCUAACACAGACUUGGUUCAUCAUUCUGCUGGGCUCCAUUAUAGCGUUAAUUGUGUUUCUCUUCGGCGCUUUGGUGCUCUUCAAACGUUAUCAAUUCAUUAAGCAAACAUCGUUGGGCAGUUUACAUGGCAAUCACGCAAUCGGUGCGGUGCGCAAAUUUCCUACGCUACCAUUAAAUGCCAAUGGUGUUUGGAUCGAUCCGACCGGUGGCGUAUGGCGUCAGGCUAGCAAUUGCACAACAAAGGACCAACUUCCGGAUUACGCACAAGUCACCGGGCAGCAAACGUUGCCAUUACCCGAUUAUGAACGGCUGACACCGCUCAACAUGCCCGAUUAUGCUGAGGUUGCAUGUUCAACAUUCAAAACACCCAACGGCCCAUUGGGACACGUAACGCCAAACGGAAAUGCACAUGCCAUAUUGCAGCAAACAUCCGUUGGCAAUGUUGGUGGUGCUGGUGGAAACAAUGUGCCAGCCAUCAGUGGCAUACACAAUGGCAAUGCGCUCUAUGAUAGCUGCGGCGCGUAUGCAACAACGAAUUUGGUCGCGAAUACCAAACUCUAUCAGAAUCGCUAUGCCACAACCGCGAAAACAACAGCAGCUAUGCCAGCUACAAUGGGCAACACCGCCGCCAACGUUAAGGCAAUGCGCCAAUUGAGCAAUGCCAACGGCAACAAUAACAACAGUAGUCCAGCGCAUAAUAAACAUGAUGACUAUCGCGCCGCUGGCAUGUACUCGGCGCCACCCAGCGCUCACUAUGCCGGCCUCAUCGAUUUGGCCGCGUCGAAUCCUUUCAAUGACAAAAUGACCGCUUCCACUGCAUCUACGGCGAUUUUGAGCGCCUCACCAGCAAAAAGCGCAAGCAAUAAGAAAACCGAUGUGAAGAGUUUGUACAGUGGUAGUCAGCAAAAAAUCAAUAUUACCGAAAAUAAACUGGAUCUCAUGAGCAACAUCAGUCGCAUUUCGCCCACACCGACCAUUGGCUCGUCCGGCUCAUCUGCCGCCACCGCGUCCAGUUCCGCGGGUAGUGAUAGCGUUAGCACAUCAACUAAUGCGCUUAUGCCGCGCCUGAAUCCCUUCAGCACAGGCAACGUAAGUGGCACUAGCAGCGGCAAUGCUAAUCAACGACAACUACAACAACAACAACUACUUGCCGCUAGUAAUGCGUUGCGGCAGGGACUUGGCGCCUUUGCCAGCACCACUUUGGCCGCGCAGAUGGUAACUGGCGGUGGCGCGGGCACCUUGCGUCGCCAGCGUCAUCCGAAAAUAUUCAAAAGCGAAAAUAACAUAAACUUUGGCAAUCUAUAUGGCAGCGGCAAUAAUGCAACUGCUAGCAAUAAUAAAUCACAAUUGCUCAUUAACCACAUCGGUGGCGGCGGCGUCGCUGGCAAUGCGCUAACACUUAGCGCCGCCACAAAUAACAGCAGCGCCGCGCAUUUUGACUUCCUCACAGGCGGCGAAGAUGGCGCGCUAAGCGUUGGUGGCGGCGGCGCGGCUUUAACUAAUGCGAUCAACGAGGCGGCUAGCAAUUUUGGCGCCGCGCUUAGCACAUCAACGAAUCAACUGCUCAAUGAUUGGGCUUCCAGCGCCACCGUCGCGGCUGAGCAGCAAUCCAACACACAUACACCAGCGAACUCGCAAUCGCCAUUGCAGCACCAACAAACAACCCACCAACCAACGAAUCAACAGCCACAUCAACAAAAUUACAAUCACAGCUUUGGCAGCAAGCAGCCGUGUAAGCAGCAUUUGUAUGUGAAGGCGAAGGAUGGCUCAUGGUCCACCGUCUCCUCGGAUGCCUAUCAAUCCUAUAAGCAGCAGCAGCAACAAUCGCUGACACAAGGUGAUAAGCCACAUACUAUACAACAACAACAACAGCAACAGCAGUCGAUAACAACAGCAAGUCAUAGCAGUAAUUUUAAUGCCAGCAAUAAUAGUUGCAUUAGUAGUAGCAGUAACGGUAGUAGUAGUAUUAAUAGUAGUAGUAAUAUUGCGGGCGCUGCUCAGAAGAGCUUUGAUAGCUGCUUAAAUGAAUUCAACGCGUCACUGCAGAAGGCUAGCGCUAAUAAUAGUAGUUGUAAUUACAGUAAUAUGCCCGCCGCCCCACACACAGACAAACACACAGCCACACAUAAACAGCAAACACACGCGCUAACACAGCCAACGGCAACAACAAGCAAGUAUUUUACGAGCUACGGCGGCAGCGAUAAGGUGUAAAUCAUGAGGCGUUAACGCGCUUUUGCUUCGCUGCAUUUUCACAUUACUUUUUCACGAGUUCAAGCGCCGAAGUUGUUGUAGGUGGCGCUCACUUUCCUAAUUACAAAGCGCAUUAAUGUGUGUCAUUAGCGCUGCUUGCAAUCGCAGUUUUAAGUGCGCAAAACUAGCCAGCGUCAACUGGCGUUGUGUGUUAGAAGUGAAAUUAGUGGCCGGUAGUCUAGCUAAGCGCAAGCUGAGGCGUUAAAUAUUACAUAUAAUAUAUAUAAGAUAUUCAGUUAGAUAAAAAUUAAAGUGCACUCCGAAGAUGAAACGAGUUGAGUGUAGUUGUUGGUGUUUUGGUGCAUAAGCUUGGCGUACACUAACGGUAAAUGCAGAAAACCAUUGUAAAACGAGUAAUUGUCGUGCACAAAUUAUAGUUAAUAUAUGAUGCAAACAUAAAUUGAUACGAUGCUUAAGUUAGUGAAGGUAGGUAAACGAUAUCACGAAACAAAAAAGCAAAAAAUAUUUAAAAGAAAUGCACGAAAAUUCAAAAAUCCCACACAAGUAAUAUAAAUAGCAAAAAUAAAACCAUAUUAAAAAUAAAACGUUUCAUGUUACAUAUAUCCGUGGCAUACUGUAGUUAUGUGUGAGAAAAUGCACUAGCGCUAAACUAACCUGCCUAAGCUGCAAUGAAUACCACUCUUUGUUCGCAUUCUUGCUCUUUUCUAUUUAAGCAGCUAGCAAAUAAGACAUUUCAAAGUUGCAGUUUAGUCUGCAUAACUCAUCUAUUGUACAGUUCCCAACCAACACGCAGUAAUAUGAUGAUAUAAUAUUAGUCGAAUCGGUAGUCUUGUUUUGAACGCUUUUGUAGUAAUUUAUUCCGUGGAUUUUACAAAAAUGAAAAAAGCGAAAUAUCGAAUGGUGAUUCGAUCUCUUGUUUUUCGAGUUGAAAUCACACAGUGAAAUCGACAAAGAUCUAAAAAAAUGGUUUAAAUAGUUUGAACAUGGGGACACCUCGGUAGUUGAUAAACCACGCCCAGAUGUCUAGAAAUACCACUACCAGAGAGGAUAGCGUGACAAAAGUCUCAUAUUGGCCGAUGGUAGCUAGCUCAGAAGGUCAGGUGGAACUUAUCCUACAUAAAGUGUUGAUAAUGAGGAAGCUGUUGAGCAAUGGGGGCCGCAUUUGUUCUGGAUAACAAGCUUAACAGUGUUUAAGAGCAAUUUGAAGAAGCUCUUCUGCGUCAUUUUGGAUCCGUUGAGAAUCAGCCGAAACAGUGAAGCCGACGAACUUGUUUCGAAGACGAUGAAAACUAUACCAACCGUGAGAAAGGUGCCCGCCACAGUGUUUUGGGUUUCGAUAGAUAUGAUCUACAUUGAAUACCUAAGAAAAAGAAAAACGGCGACAACGACGGUCGGUUUCACGGCGAAAUGCCAAAAAACCAGCUAAUUUGACAAAAACAAGCUCACACCUUAGCCGUCGCCACGAGGCCAAAUAGAUCGUAACUGCUGUCUCAUAUAACGUAUUAUCCCAAUUUGAAGCAAUACAACUGCUUUUUGUUUCCAAAAUAGAUAAAGUUGUUCGCCGAAUAGAAAUUUGAGUCGAAUGUCAAGCAUAUAUUUCAAACGGGUUAUAGAAGUUUAGGCAUCAUUGGGUGCACGCUAUCGAGUUACAAAUACACUGCGAAAAAAUAAAUCGCCAUUUUUCGAAUAGUUUCGUAUGUCUUGUGUAUGUCAAGAACAUUUUGGUACGCCAUUCUAUACUUAUUUUCGUACGAACCCCACUGCAAGUUAUUGUAUAUGGAAUUAAUAGCUAUACAAAAAUUUAUUUUGUGGAAAAUAAGUAUUGAGAGUUUACCAGUGAAUAUUUAUAAGUCUUAAACACAGUUUUAGAUUACAGUCUUUCUGCGAACUGUUGAAACUACUGUGCUAACGAACUUUAGAAACCUCGAAAUCUAGACACUAGACAAUGCCACUAUGCACCUUAAUACUACAACUUCGAACUGUGAAUAAAAUAUUAACGAAUAUGUUUAUGAGAAUGCAGUUGUAAAUAGUUGAAAUGCAUUUAUGAAUGAUUUGUAUAUGUUCUAUCAAAGAUAUAGGAAUUCGCAAAUACUAAAGGUUAAAAGUAAAGUUACUUAUAAAGAAAAAAUUAUUUAAUAAUUAUAUAAAUGCGAAUAAAUAUAAAAUAUAGGCAUAAAAUAUAUAAAAAGUAUAAAUAAUAUAUAUAUAUAUAUAUAAAUAUAUAUGUAUAUAUAUAAAUAUAUAUGUAUAUUUAACUAUAUAUACGUAUACCUAUAUAAAGCAUAUUAAUGACGUAAACAUUAGCGGCAUAAAAGACAGACCUAUGAAGUUUAUAGCAAACUGCCAAAAUGACGGCAUUUAUCUAUAAAAAAAAGAAAGAUUUUAAAGCAAAUAAACAUAAGAAAGCACACACACACCACCACAAAUAUGGAAGGGAAAAAUGCAUUACAAAUAAUUAGUGGAAAUAAAAUUUAAAAAAUAGUAAAAAAUUAUGAAAACGCGAAUAUAUGCAAAAGUAGCCAAGAAAUGCGGGAAUAAAAAACAGAGCUAAGCGAAAAAUAUUCACAUAUUUGAAAAGAAAAAGUACUAUACUGCACUUAAGAUUAAAAAAAAAAAAUAACAAAUAAAAAAAAACACAAAUAUCUUAAAAACUCGGCGAUUGCCAGCAACUGCCGCACUUCAACAUACGAGCAUGUACAUAAAUAUAUGAGCAAAUAGUUAGAACUUAAAAAAACUCUCCUGCUGACCCUUGUAGCAAAUAUGUAUGUUGCAGACAAGUUGCACCAAAUCAAUCAUGCAACAACAAGAAAAUUAUUAAAAAAGCAAAAAAGACGAGGAAAUAGGAAAACGAAGCGACAACGCACGCAAACUAGAAAUUUAUGCAGACCUUAAAGCAAAAAUAAAACAAAAAAAAAAAAAAA